ACUGGCUGGUGUGGUGGAUGCCCUGCUUGUCCCUCACAUAGUCCUGAUUGUGGAGAGCUCUGACCAGGGGGAGGCCUUUAAACGUAACACGCCGGACCAGGGGGGAGGCCUUUUAACCUGACACACCGGACCAUGGACAGGAAGAGGAAAUGGGUGCUGAGCAGCGGUGCUUUGCUGGUGAUAUUCCUUGGUCACAUGACCACAGCCUUAGAAGUGCCUCUUGACCCUAAGGUUCUGGAAGGAUUACCACAGCCCCCCACUAUAACCCACCAAUCCCCUAAGGAUUUCAUCAUCGACCCUCGGGAGAACAUCCUCAUCUACUGUGAGGCCAAAGGGAAGCCGCAUCCCAGCUUUUCCUGGACACGGAAUGGGACGCAUUUUGACGUGGAGAAGGACUCUAAGGUGUUGAUGAAGCCGAGCUCAGGGACGCUGGUCAUAGACAUCAGUGGGGAGAAGGCUGAGGCCUACGAGGGGGUCUACCAGUGUACCGCACGCAACGAGCGCGGGACAGCUGUUUCCAACAACAUCAUCAUCAGACAGUCCAGGUCCCCCUUGUGGUCGAAGGAGAGGAACGAGGCAAUCAUGGUGCAGGUGGGGGUGUCUCUGGUCCUGCGGUGCCGACCCCCUGCAGGCCUGCCUCCUCCUAUUAUCUUCUGGAUGGACAACAACUUCCAGCGCCUACCUCAGAACACACGUGUGUCCCAGGCGUUAAACGGGGACCUGUACUUCUCUAACGUCCUAUUGGAUGACACCAGGAACGACUACAUCUGUUAUGCCCGCUUCCCCCACACACAGACCAUUCAGCAGAAACAACCCAUCACUGUCAAAGUCCUGGACAUGGAUGCAAUCAAUGAAACUGUGGCAGCUAUGUACAAUUAUACGAACGAUUUAUUUGUUGACAGUCCAUCGGGGGAGCGGCGACCCAGCUUCAUGGCUCCUCUUGGGAAGAGCAGCACCCAGAUGGCCCUGAGAGGAGGGGUUCUGGAGCUGGAGUGUAUCGCUGAAGGACUCCCGACUCCGGAGGUGUCCUGGUAUAAGGAGAGUGGCGACCUUCCUAGCAGCCGGAUGUCCUUCCACAACUUCCAGAAGACGUUGAAGAUCGCAGACGUGAUGGAGGCGGACGCUGGGGACUACCGCUGCACUGCCAAGAACAGCCUAGGCUCCGCCCACCACAUCAUCAAAGUCAACGUCAAAGCGGCUCCAUUCUGGAUCAGUGCCCCCAGGAACCUGAUACUGGCCCCCAUGGAGACGGGCAUCCUCACCUGCAGGGUCAAUGGAGACCCCAAGCCCAAAAUCACAUGGUCCGUCAACGGAGUCCCCAUCGAAAACUCUCCGAAGGACGUGAGUCGGAAGGUGGAGGACGACACAGUGAUUCUGAGCGACGUCCAGACCGGCUCCAGCGCUGUCUACCAGUGCAACGCCUCCAAUGAGUUUGGCUACCUGCUGGCUAAUGCUUUUGUCAAUGUGCUUGCCGAAGCACCAAGGGUGCUGACUCCCCCCAACAACGUGUACCAGGUCAUCACCAACAAUCCUGCUUUACUGGACUGUGCCUCGUUCGGCUCACCCAUACCAACCAUCACAUGGUUUAAGGACAGCCAGACCAGUAUCCUGAAUAGAGACCCAUAUAUGAUCCAUAAUAACGGUACCUUAGAGAUCAACGUAGCCCAGCCCCUGAACAGUGGCAAGUACACCUGUAUAGCCUCCAACAACCUGGGAACCAAGGAGAACCAUGUCUACCUAGAAGUCAAAGAGCCGACGAGGAUCCUGGCCCAGCCAGAGUACAUGGUGGUCCAGAGGAACAGGAAGGCAGUGUUUGAGUGUAAAGUAAAACACGACCCCACCCUCAUCCCCACCAUGACCUGGCUCAAAGACAACGGAGAGCUGCCUGACGACGAGAGGUUCGUGGUGGACACUGACAGUCUGACCAUCAAAGACGUGACAGAGGAGGACGAGGGAACCUACACCUGUGUCAUGAACACCACCCUGGACCAGGACUCAGCUAGCGCCAUGCUCACUGUCGUUGAGGCUACUCCAACUCCUGCUAUUGUCUACGAGGAACCGGACCCUCCUACAGACCUGGAGCUGACUGACCAGAGAGAUAGGAGCGUCCAGCUCACCUGGAUACCUGGAGACGAACACAACAGCCCUACACAGAAGUUCCUGGUCCAGUAUGAGGAUCUGCUCCACCAGGCUGGGGUGUGGCACAACCUGACAGAGGUGGAGGGCACCAAGACCACGGCCCACCUGGACCUGUCCCCCUACGUCUACUACUCCUUCAGGGUGCUGGCCAUGAACCAUGUGGGCCACAGCCAGCCCAGCCAGCCCUCCAGGCAGUACAGGACCAACCCUGCAGCUCCAGCUGAGAAUCCAACAGAUGUCCAAGGUGUUGGAACUGAACAUAAUAACUUAGUCAUCUCAUGGAAGGAGCUGACAGGCCUCCAGUCCAACGGGCCAGGACUACAGUACAAGGUGAACUGGAGACAGAAGGUUGUGGAGGAGGACUGGUCUUCUGAGACCGUGGCAAAUGCCUCCAAGUAUGUGGUGUCAGGCACGCCCACUUUCGUACCCUACGAGGUCAAAGUUCAGGCGGUGAACGACUAUGGAAACGGACCAGCGCCUGAGACAGUGGUGGGAUACUCUGGAGAGGACGUGCCCAUGUCAGCCCCAGAGAGUGUCCAGGUGCUGGUUCAGAACGGGACGCUAGCAGAGGUUCACUGGGAGCCUGUCCUCACCCCCAUGGUCAGAGGAGGACUACAGGGUUACAAGGUGACCUACUGGCGUGAACGUAGCCUCCACCAGGCAGAGGGACAGCAGGGGGAGCAGCAGGUGUUGGCCUUCAGUGGGAACAGGAGUGAGGGCAGACUACCAGGCCUCCAACCAUACAGCCUCUACACACUCAACAUCAGGGUGGUCAACGGCAAGGGAGAGGGGCCCCCCAGCCCCAACCAGAACUUUGAGACCCCAGAGGGAAUCCCCGGUCCUCCUUCCUUCCUGCGUAUAAAGAACCCCAACAUGGACUCUUUGACGCUGGAGUGGGGUCCUCCACAGGACAACAAUGGCCGUCUCACCGGAUACACACUGAAAUACCAGCCAGUCAACAACUCCAAUGAGCUUGGUCCCAUGGAGGAGAUGACGUUCCCAGCCAAUGAGACCACCAUAACCCUGGCCAACCUCAAGUACAGCACCCGCUACAAGUUUUACUUCAACGCUAAGACCAUCAAGGGCUCCGGCCCAACCAUCACAGAGGAGGCUGUCACUAUCAUGGAUGAAGCCUUUAUACAGCAACCCAUAGUAGAUGUGGUCAAAGGCCACACAGAACCCCAUCAUCCAAUCUCUCCCAUCACUCAGUCUCUGCGCCCCCCGUUUCACAAGGUGGGUCCGAUAGGCCCGGCGUUCACCAAUGUAAACUCAUCUGUGGUGGGAGAGGAGGGAGCAGUGAUAAGUUGGGAAUACUUUGGACCAGAUAAGAAUGUGUAUGUGGAGUAUAUUGUAGAAAACAGUAAAGAAGACUGGACAAAAGAGUUUGUAAACGGCAGUAGCGGGUCUCAGACCUAUCUGAUAAAGGGCUUAAAGCCGGGGACGUCCUAUAGGGUUCGGGUGGUAGUUAAAGACCAUUCUGAGGCUACCAUACACAGUACAGAGGAGCUAGUGAUAACGCUGCCAGAAGCAAUGAAAAGCAACCAGGUAGACCUAGCCACUCAGGGCUGGUUCAUAGGGCUGAUGUGUGCCAUCGCACUCCUCAUCCUCGUCCUCCUCAUCGUCUGCUUCAUCAAGAGGAACAAGGGAGGGAAAUACCCAGUGAAAGAAAAAGAGGACGCUCACCAAGACCCAGAGAUCCAGCCUAUGAAGGAGGAUGAUGGGACGUUUGGAGAGUACAGUGACACGGAGGACCACAAGCCUCUGAAGGGCAGCCGGACGCCGUCCAACGGCACGGUGAAGAGAGACGACAGUGAUGACAGCCUGGUGGACUACGGCGAGGGAGGGGACGGCCAGUUCAACGAGGACGGAUCCUUCAUCGGCCAGUACAGCGGCAAGAAGGAGAAAGAUACACACGAGGGCAACGAGAGCUCCGAGGCCCCCUCGCCGGUCAACGCUAUGAACUCCUUUGUCUAGUUAGAUAGAUAGUGACCGAUAGCUGACGGCGAUGCCAUGACGACCGGCUGCCAUGGAAACCUUCGCAAUGGUGACCUGACCUGUCACCAUGGAGACCAGUCACCAUAAGGACGUGUCACCAUGGAGACUCAUCACCGUGGAGACCUGUCACCGUGGCCACCCGUCACCAUGGCUACUUCUGUCACACCCUGUCAUCUCUCCACAGCCUGCCCGUCCUGCCAACUCCCCACCCCCCAUCACACUGUGACUACUCUCACCACCCUCACUAUCACAUGUUGAGACCAACAAACAACCAAACAGAAGAGACAUGAAAAGAAGAAGAAGAACCUUAGAACCAUUUGAAAAAGUAGAAGGAGGGAUGUAGGAGCCCAGAAACAGAGAGAGAGAUAGAUGGAGAGAUGGAGGACAAGCAGGAAGCGGAGGAAUGUAUUCCAGGAGCAGACUGGGUUGGUUCUCAUCACCCAGACUGGUCCACAAAGAGCUGGAGAGGGCAUGUGUGUGUUAGUGCCGUUUUAUCUUUUGCAAACGUAUAUAUGAUGACAUAUAUAGAUCAUUGUCUUUUUGAAAACAAUUAUACACGUUAGAAUAUAUAUUUUCUCAACAUGCCAUUAUAUACAUUCAUCUGCUUCUGAUUAAUAUACUGCAUGGAAUUAAUGAUAUUCUAAACCAUCACACAUGGAAUCAUUACUAGUGUCUGGCGUGGAAGCAGAGAUUCACGUUGACUGACUGUCGGCGAUGACGCGGUGCUCACCUUAAACUACUGCUUAUGCCUUUUAUCACCUUACCUUUCUAUCUUCAAAAGAGUUCUAGUGGUAUUAUGAUACGGGAAAACAAUGGCAUCAUCAAUGUCUUUGUGGACAUUGCUGUGAAAAGUGUGACUCGGUGUAAAUGCUAUUGUGAUAUGUCUUUUUUGCAAGACAGGAGGUGUUUGUAUGUAUACUGUAAUAGCAGAUCUAUGGACUGGAUGGUCAGGUAUAACACAUUUAUAGUUUGUAACUCUUGAUAAUCAAUUCAGAAUAACUCUGACAGUCCUAGCCGCUCUCCAACGAUCCCACACUCACACAGACGUUGCAGUUUGUCUUCCUUUUGUUUUUCAAUUCUUGUUGUUGUUUAGUUGUUGUUGUUUAGUUGUCUUCCUUUCCACCAGACACAUGGUCUUGUUGCAGUGGCACUACUAUCCAUCAUGGAGAUUGGAACAGACCCAUCGUUCAUAUAGCUUCACCACACACUCAGCUGAGACUGCAUACAGCCUCUCUGAUCAUGGAACAAACAUUGAUCAACAUGUUGCCCUUUUCUAUAACAUGGCCACCACCCAGCAUAGUUCAACAGCAUUGCAUUUCCACUCUCCUGCCUUGUGUGCUGAACAUGGAGGGAGAGAGAGAGAGAGAGAGAGAGAGAGAGAGAGAGAGAGAGAGAGAGAGAGAGAGA
Messenger RNA from Coregonus clupeaformis (lake whitefish), 5541 nucleotides. RefSeq names its product neuronal cell adhesion molecule-like. Gene Ontology annotation, biological process: cell-cell adhesion; brain development. Lineage: Eukaryota; Metazoa; Chordata; Actinopteri; Salmoniformes; Salmonidae. Bases 133 to 4113 code for a protein of 1326 amino acids. The record is from RefSeq and is a predicted model, not a curated record. Gene Ontology annotation, molecular function: cell-cell adhesion mediator activity. The transcript is spliced from 31 exons.